Anarrhichthys ocellatus (wolf-eel) is the source of this 1260-nucleotide messenger RNA. It is a transcript of the gene tmem134, whose product is annotated as transmembrane protein 134. The transcript has 7 exons. NCBI's taxonomy places the organism in Eukaryota, Metazoa, Chordata, Actinopteri, Perciformes, Anarhichadidae. The record is from RefSeq and is a predicted model, not a curated record. The coding region runs from base 244 to 981 and encodes 245 amino acids.
UGAGCAAUCGAUAGCCGGGUUUUUAAAAAUAGAACGAGACACUCAAAACUUUUGCAAAAUCUUGUAUCGCUCUGCUCUCGAGAUCAAAAGUGCCAGGAAGACUUGGAAGAUAAUUUCCAGAGUGUACAAGUAUGUGACCUGUGUCUUCACAACGUGGAGUCGGGUUCAGCCUCGCCGGAGAAAAAGUUUACUUCAGACAUGAGCACCAAGCCACAGGCCCUCAGCGUGUAAAAGGCUAUCACCAUGGCCACGCAGUUUAGUAUCGAUGAUGCCUUUGCAUUGGAGGGAGACGAGGAGGGAGCUGUGUCUGAUGGAGAGGCAGAGGGAUGGAAGGGCAGAGACAACGACAGAGAAGGAGGAGAGAUGACAUUUGGUCCUCUAACUUUCUCCAAACCUCAGACUCAUCCCUCUCCUGCUGCUGCUGCCGGCUCUCCUGAACACAGUAACCUAAAAUAUCAGAAUCUGGAAAAUGAAGACGCCUUGGGCAGCAAUUGCAAUUCCUCCUUCAAUAAUUUCUUUAAAAUCAGCGACCCGGCCACUCUGUCUUACUGCAGCUCCCAGUGGUCCUUCAGCACCUUGAGUUCAGUCACACAGCUGUCUGCACACUGCUGCGGGUGGGUGUCCCAUCCGCUGGUGAAGAAAAACAGAAGAGUUGUUCUCGCUUCAUUCCUUCUCCUCAUCACUGGAGUUGCUCUUAUUUUCACGGGUGUUGUCAUACAGCUGAAUCCAAAUGCAGGUGUUUCAAGUGCUAUUUUCUUUGUACCUGGAUUUCUCCUCUUCAUCCCUGGAGGUAAAUUGAUCCAUUGUUUCCUAGGGUUUUUGUUUUGCUUGGCCUUAGCCUGUACCAGUAAAUGCAUGCCUUGUUUUGUUGGUAUUAACAAUGUCAUAACCUGUAUUUCCUACAGUGUACCAUGUGAUAUACAUCAGCUGUGCUGUCCGGGGAAGGAGAGGCUUCAAAUUGUUCUACCUACCCUAUUUUGAAAAAUGACAUUUCACGAGACACUACAUUUAUUUCUUUGCUAUCUUAAAAUGAAUUGUAUUUUGUCACUUGUAACAAAACAUGUGUUGUCACAUGGUUGUUUUUUCUUGUCAUUGUAAUGACCACUACUAAUUCAACCACUCAGUGCCUCGACUAUGUUUCCGCUACAUGAACUGAUAUUGCUGUAUUUGUACACAAAAAAGGAGAUUGGUCCUGCCUGUGUUUUCUAUGUCGUGUGAAUAAUGACUGUGAAAUUACAAUAAAACUUUUGUAUAUUUGAA